AUGUCUCUGUCAAUUGAAGAGCUCGACGCCACAGUGCGCGCCUUCUAUGAGGGUCGCGGUGACACACAAAAGCAAGCUCAGGCUACUCUGAACCAGUUCAAAGAAAACCCUGAUGCAUGGCUUCUCGUCGACAAGAUCCUGUCCGAUGCGCAAUACCCGCAGACCAAGUAUCUCGGACUACAGGUUCUUGACAAUGUUAUCAUGACUAGGUGGAAGGUACUGCCUCGCGACCAGUGUCAAGGUAUCCGAAACUUCAUUGUGAACUUCAUCAUCCAGCUGUCCAACAACGACGAUAGCCGCCGCACAGAGCGUACCCUCCUAAACAAGCUCAACCUCGUCCUCGUCUCUGUCCUCAAGCAGGAGUGGCCCCACAACUGGCCGACUUUCAUCAACGAGAUCAUAUCAUCGUGCCAUAGUAGUUUGGGGAUAUGCGAGAACAACAUGGUCAUCCUGCGACUUCUGUCCGAGGAAGUAUUUGACUACUCAGAAGAGCAGAUGACUUCGGCUAAACGAAAGGAACUCAAGCAGAGCAUGUGCGACGAAUUUACGGCCAUCUACCAGCUCUGCUCAGAGGUUCUGCGGACAGCUACCGAGGCUGCCCUCAUCAAGGCGACUCUGGAAACCUUACUACGCUUCCUGAACUGGAUCCCUCUAGGGUACAUCUUCGAGACACCACCGAGUGGCCAGAGCCUUAUUGAAACUCUGCGAAGUCGAUUCCUCGAAGUCCCCGAUUUCCGCAACAUUACCCUAAAGUGCUUGACUGAGAUUGCCGGCCUGCACACCGAACCCGCAUACGACGAUAAGCUCGUCCAAAUGUUCACCGAGACAUUGACAGCCAUCUCCAAGAUCAUUCCCCUCUCACUAGACCUCAAGAGCACAUACUCUUCUAGCAAUGGUCGGGACCAGGAGUUUGUCCUGAACCUUGCGCUCUUCCUGACAAACUUCUUCACCAUGCAUCUGAACGUCAUUGAGAACCUCAUGAACAGGGACUUCCUUACGCAUGGUCACUUCUACCUUAUUCGCAUAAGCCAGAUCGACGAUCGCGAGGUCUUCAAGAUCUGCCUGGAAUACUGGACCAAGCUCGUCUCAGAGCUGUACGAUGAGAUGCAGGCGCUCCCAAUAACCGACAUGAACCCUCUCCUAAACAUGGGCAUCCCUGGUAACGGUGCUCGCGAGUUGGCCAACUACCCUCUACGGAAGAACAAGUACACUGAGAUUCUUUCCAAUCUCCGAACAGUCAUGAUUGAGAAGAUGGUCAGGCCUGAGGAAGUCCUCAUUGUCGAGAACGACGAGGGCGAGAUUGUUCGUGAAUUCGUGAAGGAGAGUGACACGAUUCAGUUGUACAAGUCUACUCGAGAAUGUCUCGUAUUCCUUACCCACUUGGACGUUAACGACACCGAGCAAAUCAUGUCGGAGAAGUUGGCUCGCCAGGUCGACGGUUCAGAGUGGUCAUGGGCUAAUUGCAAUACCCUCUGCUGGGCUAUCGGUUCUAUCUCUGGUGCCAUGAACGAGGAAACAGAGAAGCGCUUCUUGGUCACUGUGAUCAAGGAUUUGCUUGGAUUGACUGAGAUGAAGCGAGGAAAGGACAACAAAGCUGUCGUGGCCAGUAACAUUAUGUAUAUUGUCGGUCAAUAUCCUCGAUUCCUCAAGGCCCACUGGAAGUUCCUCAAGACCGUUGUCAACAAGUUAUUCGAGUUUAUGCACGAGACCCACGAGGGUGUGCAGGACAUGGCUUGCGAUACGUUUAUCAAAAUUGCAAACAAGUGCCGACGACACUUUGUUGCUCUUCAGCCUGGAGAGACCGAGCCAUUCAUUGACGAGAUCGUUCGAAACUUGAGGAAGAUCACCGCGGAUCUAUCCCCCCAACAAGUCCACACUUUCUACGAGGCUUGUGGUUACAUGAUCAGCGCACAAGGACAGAAGAGCAUGCAGGAGCGCUUGAUCGCUGACCUGAUGGCUUUGCCAAACUCUGCCUGGGACAACAUUAUCGCUCAAGCUAACCAAAACCCUGCAUGCCUCCAAGACUCAGAAGUCAUCAAGAUUGUUGGCAACAUCAUGAAGACUAACGUCGCAGCAUGCGGUUCGAUUGGAUCCUACUUCUACCCACAGAUCGGCCGGAUAUACUUCGACAUGCUGACAAUGUAUCGCGCGAGCUCACAACUUAUCGACGAAGCUGUCCAACGAGAGGGUAACAUUGCGACAAAGAUGCCCAAGGUCCGCGGCCUCCGCACGAUCAAGAAGGAGAUUUUGAAACUCAUCAACACCUACGUUGAGAAGGCCGACGACCUGGAGAUGAUCCACAACAACAUUGUGCCGAAGCUGCUAGAGGCUGUUUUGAUCGACUACAAGAACAACGUUCCCGAUGCUCGUGAAGCAGAAGUAUUGAAUGUCAUGACGACGAUCAUCAACAAGCUACAUAGCAUGAUGGAAGAUCAGAUCAUCAACAUCAUGGACAGUGUCUUCGAAUGCACCUUGGACAUGAUCAACAAGGACUUUUCAGAAUACCCAGAACACCGUGUCGAGUUCUUCAAGCUUCUGCGCACCAUCAACCUUCGCUGCUUCCCUGCUCUGCUGCGACUUGAUGCACGAUCAUUCAAGUUCGUCAUUGACUCCUGCAUGUGGGCUAGCAAGCACGAUAACCGCGAGGUCGAGAGCGCCGGUCUUUCCAUGUGCUUCGAGCUGGUUUCCAAUAUGGCCGAAACAGACCAGCAAACUUGCAACACCUUCUUCCAGACGUUCUUCACGACUAUCCUCCAGGACGUCUUCUUUGUGGUUACCGACAGCGACCACAAGGCUGGUUUCAAGUCGCAAUCGAUGCUGCUUGCCAAGAUGUUCUGGCUGGUUGACUCAGACAAGUUGCAGGGUCCCAUCUACACGUCACCAGACAUGGCACCGGCAGGCACACCGAACCGAGAGUUCCUGCGGAACUUUGUUGGCAACCUGUUGGCGACUGCUUUCCCUAACCUACAGACUGCCCAAAUCGCAUCGUUCAUCGACGGACUAUUCGCGACCAACUCCGACCUCAACCGCUUCAAGGUCAUUCUGCGCGACUUCCUGAUUUCCUUGAAGGAGUUCUCUGGUGACAACGCUGAGUUGUUCCUCGAGGAGCGUGAGCAGGCUGCGAAGACAGCGAAGGAACAAGAGCGUGAGCGAGCCAUGAAGGUUGGUGGUUUGCUGAAGCCUUCAGAGAUGGAUGACGAUGAGUUGUGA
This is a messenger RNA of Alternaria atra, 3210 nucleotides long. RefSeq lists its product as uncharacterized. Gene Ontology annotation, molecular function: nuclear export signal receptor activity; small GTPase binding. Gene Ontology annotation, biological process: protein export from nucleus; ribosomal large subunit export from nucleus; ribosomal small subunit export from nucleus. The coding region runs from base 1 to 3210 and encodes 1069 amino acids. The transcript has 7 exons. Gene Ontology annotation, cellular component: nucleus; cytoplasm. Lineage: Eukaryota; Fungi; Ascomycota; Dothideomycetes; Pleosporales; Pleosporaceae. The record is from RefSeq and is a predicted model, not a curated record.